CCACUCUUCGCGAGCGUCGGCACCGAAAUAACACCGAGCCGAACCCGGGAGGAAGCCCCCGGCGGGGCGGGAUUGGGACUGAGCCCCCUCUUUCCCUGACUGGGAAUCGCGGGCGGGACGUUCCGGUGGAGCUGAGCCGCAGGAGCCGAACCCCCUGGUGCCCGGGUUGGUGCCCCCGCUGCCGGCAGGGAAGGGCCGUCGUGUUCGAGAUGUGCUGAGCCGUGCCUGUGCCGAGCCGCGCCGUGCCCGUGCCGUACCCGCCCCCGGGCGCGCCUCCUCGGCGGCGCGGGAGGAGGCGGCGCGGAGCAUCGGCGGCGCCCGGGCGGGGAUGGCGGCUCCGGGAGCUCUGGAGCCGGCGGCCGGCAGCGUGCCGGGCACCAAGGUGGAGCUCACCGUGUCCUGCCGGAACCUGCUGGACAUGGACACUUUCUCCAAAUCCGACCCAGUGGUGGUGCUCUAUGUGCAGGUCUCGGGGAGCAGCGAGUGGAAGGAGUUCGGACGCACCGAGGUGAUCGACAACACCCUGAACCCCGACUUUGUCCGCAAGUUUGUCCUCGACUACUACUUCGAGGAGAAGCAAAACCUCCGCUUUGAUGUCUACAACGUGGACUCCAAGAGCUGCUCCGCUUUAAAGCAGAAGGACUUCCUGGGUCAGGCAUUUGUGGCACUGGGAGAGGUGAUUGGGUCCCAGCGGGGACGCCUAGAGAGACCCCUGACGGGUGUCCCAGGGAAGCGGUGUGGGACCAUCCUGCUGCUGGCCGAGGAGCUGAGCAACUGCCGGGACAUCGUCACGAUGCAGCUGUGCGCCAACAAGCUGGAUAAGAAGGACUUUUUUGGAAAAUCCGAUCCUUUCCUCGUCUUCUAUCGUAGCAAUGAGGAUGGCACCUUUACAAUCUGCCAUAAGACAGAGGUGGUGAAGAACACACUCAACCCGGUGUGGCAGCCCUUCACCAUCCCCGUGCGCGCCCUCUGCAACGGUGACUAUGACCGGACAGUGAAGAUAGAUGUGUACGACUGGGACCGAGAUGGGAGCCAUGACUUCAUUGGGGAAUUUGCCACCAGCUACCGGGAGCUCUCACGAGCACAGAGUCAGUUCACAGUGUAUGAGGUGCUGAAUCCCAGAAAGAAAUGCAAGAAGAAGAAAUAUGUGAAUUCUGGCACCGUGACGCUGCUCUCCUUCUCUGUUGAGUCUGAGUUCACCUUCGUUGACUACAUACGGGGCGGGACACAGCUGAAUUUCACUGUUGCCAUUGACUUCACGGCCUCCAAUGGGUUGCCAUCACAGCCCACCUCGCUGCACUACGUGAGCCCCUACCAGCUGAGCGCCUAUGCCCUGGCACUGAAGGCAGUGGGGGAAAUCAUCCAGGACUACGACAGUGACAAGCUCUUCCCUGCCUACGGCUUUGGUGCCAAAGUCCCACCUGAUGGCAAGAUCUCCCACCAGUUUCCUCUGAACAACAAUGCGGAGAACCCCAGCUGUGCUGGCAUUGAAGGCGUGCUGGAGUCCUACCUCCAAAGCCUGCGCACCGUCCAGCUCUAUGGUCCUACCAACUUUGCUCCCGUCAUCAACCAGGUGGCUGGGACAGCCGCCCAGGUGACUGAUGGCUCACAAUACCAUGUCCUCCUCAUCAUCACUGAUGGUGUCAUCUCUGACAUGCUGCAAACCAAGGAAGCCAUUGUCACCGCUUCCUCCCUGCCCAUGUCCAUCAUCAUUGUGGGAGUAGGUCCAGCUGAGUUUGAGGCCAUGGAGGAGCUGGAUGGUGAUGAGGUACGGUUGUCUUCCCGGGGACGGUAUGCUGAGAGGGACAUUGUACAGUUUGUGCCAUUUCGGGAUUACGUGGAUGACUCAGGCAACCAGGUGCUGAGCAUGGCCCGCCUGGCCAAGGAUGUGCUGGCUGAGAUCCCCGAGCAGCUUCUCUCUUACAUGAAGACCCGUGACAUCAAGCCUCGCCGGGCAGGUCCCGAGUAGCUCUUCCAUGAGCCAUGGGACUGGCUGGUGAGGCAAGGAUAUAUCACCUUUUUUCUGCCGGUGGCCAGGGCUUAACUAUGGAGAUGUGGCCCCAUUAGGGAGAUAAUCAGCAGCUAUGGUUGGUCAAAACAGGGCUGAGACCCGCUUCUGGCAGUGAGACCACAGGGCUGGACAUCCUCGGCUGCCUCUUCCUCCUGCCAGAUGUCCUGCAGCCAAGGCAGGACUGUCCCUCGGCAGUGGCAGUGCGGGCAGGGCCAGCGCCGGGGAGGACACGGUGUGUGCGUGUGUGUAUCCCGAGAGAGCAGCCUGGCGUCUGCCCCAGGGGAAGGCUGACCCUGAGUGCCUGCCGGGGGUCUCAGCCUCGCUGCUUCUUGGGGCAGCGGCCUCGCCCUGCUCCUGCCUGCGCCCCAUUCCUGCCUGCACCCCGCUCCUGCCUGUGCCCUCUCCUCCGGCUCUGCUAACCCGGGCUGGCCGGCCUGCCUCAUGCCCUGCCCCACGGCCGGGGCUCCCAACACCGCGGGGUGCCGGGGAGAAGGGCAGGCGGGUUUCCUCCUGCGUUACCGACUGUAAAUAAACUGCUCAACCGGG
Parus major (Great Tit) is the source of this 2557-nucleotide messenger RNA. It is a transcript of the gene CPNE9, whose product is annotated as copine family member 9. Gene Ontology annotation, cellular component: plasma membrane. Bases 329 to 1969 code for a protein of 546 amino acids. Gene Ontology annotation, molecular function: calcium-dependent phospholipid binding. Gene Ontology annotation, biological process: cellular response to calcium ion. NCBI's taxonomy places the organism in Eukaryota, Metazoa, Chordata, Aves, Passeriformes, Paridae. The record is from RefSeq and is a predicted model, not a curated record. The transcript is spliced from 21 exons.